UCCAAGACUUGAGGACCCGUGGGUUCGUCUGGGCACUGGCAGAAUCCUUCCUUCCCAGGCUAGGCGCGCAAGCUGAGCCAUUGGUUCCGAACCCGGAGGAACCCAGGGUCAGGCGACGCCGGGUCACGUGGCCGGCCGCCUGCAUGACGUACGGGCUUCUGAGCGUCACCGUGACGUUUAGGCGACCUGCGAAGUGGCCGGGCUACCUCCGUCACCUGUGCCGUCGGGGUGCUGUCAUGGACCUGGGGCCGAUGCGCAAGAGUUACCGCGGGGACCGAGAGGCGUUUGAGGAGGCUCAUCUGACCUCCCUGGACCCCAUGAAGCAGUUUGCUUCCUGGUUCGAGGAGGCCGUUCAGUGUCCGGAUAUCGGGGAAGCCAAUGCCAUGUGCCUGGCUACCUGCACCAGAGACGGAAAACCCUCCGCCCGCAUGCUGCUGCUGAAGGGCUUUGGCAAGGACGGCUUCCGCUUCUUCACUAACUACGAGAGUCGGAAGGGGAAAGAGCUGGACUCUAAUCCCUUUGCCUCUCUCGUCUUCUACUGGGAGCCCCUGAACCGGCAGGUGCGGGUGGAGGGCCCUGUGAAGAGGCUGCCCGAGGAGGAAGCUGAGAGCUACUUCCAUUCCCGCCCCAAGAGCAGCCAGAUUGGGGCUGUGGUCAGCCGCCAGAGCUCCGUGAUCCCUGACCGGGAGUACCUGAGAAAGAAAAAUGAGGAACUGGAGCAGCUCUACCGGGAACAAGAGGUGCCUAAGCCGGAGUACUGGGGUGGCUACAUCCUGUACCCCCAGGUGAUGGAGUUCUGGCAAGGCCAAACCAACCGCCUGCAUGACCGGAUAGUCUUCCGUCGAGACCUGACGGCGGGAGGCUCCCCUCUGGGACCCAUGAGCCACCAAGGGGAGGAAGACUGGGUAUACGAGAGACUUGCACCUUGACUCUGGACAAAGACUGUCUGGAAAAGAUCGGAUGGAAGAGAAUGGGACAGAGCUGUUAAGAGGGGGUGAAGGACUGGGAGCCUGCUCUCUCUCUCUCUCACUGUGUGUGUGUGUGUGUGUCAUUGGGUUUAAACCUAGGCUUUUGUUGACGCUAGGCAACACUCUACCACUGAGCUAGAAUCCCUGUUUUUUUUUUGUUUUGUUUUGUUUUUUUUUACCUUUUAUUUUAAGACUAAGCCUUAAACUCACUGUGUAUUUAGUCCAGACUGGUCUUGCCGUGAGUCCCCUUGCCUCAGUCUUUUGCAUAGCAGUGUUUGCAGCCUGUGGCACCAGGCCCAGCUCUGGGCCUUGUUUUUAAGCUAAGUCCACCGCCCUUUCUGUCCCUCACGUCUAAGUCUCUCCAGGACUCACCCUCUGAGGUCCCUGAACUCAGCUGGCGUCGGUUAGCAGCUGGAGUAGCGUGCAAUAGAGGAGAAUCACAAGUGGAGAAGGCUCUGAGCAUUAUUUCCUUGGCUUUGCUCGUGGUUUUGGGGAAAGCCCAUCUUGGGAGCUGUGGCUGGUGUGACUCCGCUUCCAGGAACAGGGCAGACGUACAAAAGGCCUACCGCCUGCGGAAAGGAGCCAGGGCCAGGCCAUGUUUGCUGUGACUCAGAGAACCAUUAUUUGUUCUGGUUGGCCGUGAACUUGUUUCUUUGGGGAUACUGUACUUCUUUUGAUUUUAUGGCUGUGUGCUUCAGCCUCUGUCCCUGACAAAGGCUCCUCCCGAGGCUCCUCCUCUCCUGUGUUGAUCCCCUCCUCCCACUUAAGCCUGGGUCCAGGAAGGACACUGACCCUGUGGCCACCUGCCAGCUACCCCUACCUACCUCACCCCUUUCGCUGAUGUCCCAUGGACUGUGACUGUAUUAAUACAGACAGCUGGGGUUGUUGAGGAGAAGUCUUGCACCCCACCUCUGUUAGGGGGCUGUGUGUGCCCCCAGGUCUCAGCGUGAUCUCAGCUGUCACUUCCAACGCGCAGGUGUGUAAUAAAAACUUGUCAGCCA
This is a messenger RNA of Meriones unguiculatus (Mongolian gerbil), 1969 nucleotides long. It is a transcript of the gene Pnpo, whose product is annotated as pyridoxamine 5'-phosphate oxidase. The record is from RefSeq and is a predicted model, not a curated record. NCBI's taxonomy places the organism in Eukaryota, Metazoa, Chordata, Mammalia, Rodentia, Muridae. Gene Ontology annotation, molecular function: FMN binding; pyridoxamine phosphate oxidase activity. The coding region runs from base 144 to 929 and encodes 261 amino acids. Gene Ontology annotation, biological process: pyridoxal 5'-phosphate biosynthetic process; pyridoxine biosynthetic process. The transcript has 7 exons.